Aspergillus calidoustus is the source of this 2060-nucleotide messenger RNA. The record is from the annotation of a GenBank genome assembly. NCBI's taxonomy places the organism in Eukaryota, Fungi, Ascomycota, Eurotiomycetes, Eurotiales, Aspergillaceae.
GCAGGCAGCCAUCGGCGUGGGCGGCGCUUGAAUGACUAAUCUGUGUCACGUGAACAGAUCAACCUGCUUUCUUUCCUUCAUCCCUCGCGCUUCACCUCCCAUCUAUCUCAUUCUCUAUCAUCAUCAGCCAUUCACCCGCCUCAAUUCAUCUCGCAGCCACCAUAAAAGCGGCUGUUUGUCUUUCAACUCCUCAACUCGAUCGCGAUAUCUCGCCUUCGACUUCUGAAAUUUCUGCUAUCCCAAAUUCCGAUUUCCCCAGCUACAAACGCGCCGGCGUAAUCAGACCUUCCCUUUCGCUUUCGAUCUUACACUCUAUCGCCACUACAUUUCAACAUGUCUCACGAGGAGGAUCUCAUUGACUACUCCGAUGAGGAGCUUCAGACCACUGACGCCGCAGCCACUACUGCCGCUCCUGCCGCCAAUGGAGCCCAGGCUAAGAAAGAGGGCGAUUUGACGGUAACUGGUGGCCGUCCCGACAAGAAGGGAAGUUAUGUCGGUAUUCAUUCGACCGGUUUCCGCGACUUCCUGCUCAAGGGCGAACUUUUACGCGCUAUCACCGAUUGCGGUUUCGAACAUCCUUCGGAGGUCCAGCAAGUCUGUAUUCCGACCGCCAUUUUGAACGUUGAUGUUCUUUGCCAGGCCAAGUCUGGUCUUGGAAAGACGGCCGUAUUCGUCCUUACAACUCUUCACCAACUGGAGCCUGUUCCCGGAGAGUGCUCUGUUUUGGUUAUGUGCCACACGCGCGAGUUGGCUUAUCAGAUCAAGAACGAAUAUGCUCGAUUCAGCAAGUACCUACCCGACGUGAAGACUGCUGUCUUCUACGGAGGAACUCCUAUCCAGAAGGAUAUUGAGCUUUUGUCGAACAAGGAUACUUUCCCCAACAUCAUUGUUGGUACGCCCGGUCGACUCAACGCCCUUGUCCGUGACAAGAAACUUUCUCUGCGCAACGUCAAGGCUUUUGUUCUUGACGAGUGUGACAAGAUGCUGGAUCAGAUUGACAUGCGCCGUGACGUUCAGGAGAUUUUCCGUGCCACACCCGCCGACAAGCAGGUCAUGAUGUUCAGCGCUACUCUCUCUCAGGAAGUUCGACCCAUUUGCAAGAAGUUCAUGAGGAACCCGCUGGAAGUUUACGUCGACGAUGACACGAAGCUCACCCUGCACGGUCUGCAGCAGUACUACAUCAAGCUCAGUGAAGCUGAGAAGAACCGAAAGCUGAAUGAGCUCCUCGACAGCCUUGAGUUCAAUCAGGUCAUUAUCUUCGUCAAGAGCACAAUUCGUGCCAAUGAGCUGGACAAGCUGCUGCGCGAGUGCAACUUCCCCAGUAUCGCUGUCCACUCCGGUGUCAGCCAGGAGGAGCGUAUCAAACGUUAUAAGGAGUUCAAGGAGUUCAACAAGCGUAUCUGUGUCGCCACCGACGUUUUCGGACGUGGUAUUGAUAUCGAGCGUAUCAACCUUGCUAUCAACUACGAUCUACCCGCAGACGCUGAUUCCUACCUGCACCGUGUCGGUCGUGCCGGUCGUUUCGGUACCAAGGGUCUGUCCAUCUCCUUUGUCAGCAGCCCUGAAGACGAGCAGGUGCUCAAGGACAUCGAGAAGCGGUUCGAGGUCGCCCUUCCGGAAUACCCUGAGAACGGCGUCGACUCCAGCACCUACAUGGCAUAGACGCUUAUCACGACUAUCUACCUUCACUGUCGCGUUACUCGAGCAAAUUACAUCACUCAUCAGUAAACGGCACUCUUCCUUUCCUCUAUUCCCGGUCGCUUUCUAAACCAUUAUCAUCUAUCUCGUAACUUUGACUCUGCUUUUGCUUUUGGCGCGAUGGUUUCGGAUGUAAUAUUGUCAUGCUUGGAUGUGCUGGGAAGGGCCAUCUGACGCGGGACGAAUCAAAAUGUACUUACAAGAUUAUCUAGGCAUGUUUCAAUUCAAUUGAAAUCUUACUGAGUUUAUUCACAUGUGUGAGCUGAAGCAUUCACUUCGUAGAUGACAGUUUGCUUUUCCAACGUAAUACAGGCAUGCCAACAUGUGUGCAGAAGCAAAUAUAUAAGUUAGCCCUAAGUGCA